This is a messenger RNA of Carica papaya (papaya), 1308 nucleotides long. NCBI's taxonomy places the organism in Eukaryota, Viridiplantae, Streptophyta, Magnoliopsida, Brassicales, Caricaceae. The record is from RefSeq and is a predicted model, not a curated record.
AUGAUAGUUGCAAGCCAAGAGACUUUUGGAACACUGGGUGCUAUUGUAAGGAGCCUAAGUGGCAACCGACAAGUUGGUUUUCUCACAAACCGUCAUGUUGCUGUUGACUUGGAUUACCCAAAUCAGAAGAUGUUUCACCCUUUGCCUCCUACACUUGGUCCUGGCAUAUAUCUUGGUGCAGUGGAGAGAGCUACUUCAUUCAUCACCGAUGAUCUAUGGUAUGGCAUUUUUGCUGGAAUAAAUCCAGAGACGUUUGUGAGAGCAGAUGGAGCGUUCAUCCCUUUUGCUGAUGAUUUCGACAUGGCUACGGUUACUACUUCUGUCAAAGGUGUGGGACAGAUCGGUGAUGUCAAAGUAAUAGAUUUGCAGUCUCCAGUCAGUAGCCUUAUUGGAAAGCAAGUGAUGAAGGUUGGAAGAAGUUCAGGCUUGACAACAGGAACAGUGUUGGCCUAUGCCCUUGAGUACAAUGACGAGAAAGGCAUUUGCUUCCUAACUGAUUUUCUUGUUGUGGGUGAGAAUCAACAGACAUUUGACCUUGAAGGAGAUAGUGGAAGCCUCAUCAUUAUGAAGGGUGAGAAUGGUGAGAAGCUGCAGCCUAUAGGGAUUAUAUGGGGAGGAACAGCUAACCGGGGCCGACUUAAGUUAAAAGUUGGCCAACCCCCAGAGAAUUGGACCAGUGGGGUAGAUCUUGGGAAACUCCUGAGCCUCCUUGAGCUUGAUCUCAUCACAACCGAUGAAGGGCUUAAAGUGGCUGUGCAGGAGCAAAGAGCAGCUUCAGCAACAGCAAUUGGUUCUACCGUAGGGGACUCCUCAACCCCUGAUGGGAUUCUUCCAAAAGACAAAUCCGAAGACAAAUUUGAGUCACUAGGUCUUCAGAUUCAACAUAUCCCAUUGGAUAUUGAGCGAUGCAGUCCAGGUCAGAAUUCGUUGCUUGUCGAAACUGAGUUUCAUUUGGAAGACAGUGUGAAAACUGGUCCAAGUGUUGAGCAUCAGUUUAUUCCAAGUUGUAUUGGGCGUUCUCCCUUGCAUCAAAAGAACUUAUCAGAUAAAGCAGUAUCCGAGAAUCUUGCAUCUCUAAGGAACGGUUGCGAUGAAGAUUUAUGUGUUUCAUUGCAUCUAGGUGACAAUGAAGCCAAGAGACGGCGUUCGGAUGCAUCACCGAGCACAGGUGAGACCAAAUGAAGGGCUUGAGCAGGGUGAAUUAAAACUCUUUUUAUCUUUUUCAUGGAUGCUAUUUGGAACUUUUAACCCCUGUAUUUUAUCUUGUGUUUUUAAUACCAAAUCAAACAAAGGGCUAAUAACUGAGCA